Messenger RNA from Durio zibethinus, 3117 nucleotides. RefSeq lists its product as uncharacterized. Gene Ontology annotation, biological process: protein phosphorylation. Gene Ontology annotation, molecular function: ATP binding; protein kinase activity; protein binding. Lineage: Eukaryota; Viridiplantae; Streptophyta; Magnoliopsida; Malvales; Malvaceae. The record is from RefSeq and is a predicted model, not a curated record.
AUGGAGCUAUCGAGCAAGCAUUUGGAAGUGUCCAGCUCAGUUUUCUUUGUUUACGUUGAAUUAUUAAUUAUCCUCUCAUGCUUCAACCUGCAGGGUCUUAACUUGCUUGGUUUAGCAACCCCUGUGGUUACUGGAAAUGACACAGAUCAACAAGCUUUGCUCGAGUUCAAAGCUAAGAUAACUGGUGAUCAGCUCAGGGUCAUGCAUUCCUGGAAUGAUUCCAUCCACUUUUGCCAAUGGUACGGUGUUACAUGCGGUCGCAGACAUCAGAGAGUUAUCAGGUUGGAACUGCAACUUUUAAAACUUGCAGGGUCCCUAUCACCGUACCUUGGAAAUUUGAGCUAUCUCAGGGUGUUGAAUCUUGAAGGCAACAACUUCAACAACGAAAUUCCUCAAGAUAUUGGACAUUUAAGAAGAUUGGAAAUCUUACAACUGUCCAAUAACUCCAUAAGUGGUGAAAUUCCUUCCAAUUUAUCUGGUUGUUCGAAGCUUGCAGUUGUUCAUGUCAGAGGCAACCAGCUCAUAGGAGAAAUACCUGGUUUCUUUGGUCUCUUGUCAAACCUAAAAUUUUUAAGUUUAAGCAACAACAGUUUAACAGGUAGUAUCCCACCUUCACUGGGGAACUUGUCGUCUUUGGAGGCACUUUUUUUGCCUAAGAAUCGACUAAGUGGGACUAUACCGGAGGCUCUUGGGCUAUUGACAAAUCUUUCAUUUUUCUCUGUGGAAGACAACGAAAUUUCUGGCAUUGUCCCUGUCUCAAUUUUCAAUCUCUCCAAUAUUAGAGGUUUUGAUAUUGGCGAAAACAAGAUUCAAGGUACUCUUCCUUCUGAUUUAGGAAUUACUAUGCCGUAUAUUGAAAUCUUCUCCGUCAUGCAAAACCAAAUCACUGGAAAAUUCCCGGUUUCAGUAUCCAAUGCCACUAAUCUCAUGGUAUUUCAAGUUUCAAUUAACAAACUGAGUGGAAACUUGCCUUCAUUUGAAAAGCUGGAUAAACUAUCAUUAUUUCUCAUAUACAAAAACCAUUUUGGAGAUGGGGGAGGAAGGGACAUAAAUUUUCUUUGUUCUUUAACCAAUGCUACCAAUCUGAAAUAUUUGGAUAUAAGUGGAAAUAAUUUUGGAGGGGUAUUGCCCGAGUGCAUCAGCAAUUUGUCUAUCACUAUUUCGUCUUUAGUGAUACAAAAUAACAAAAUAGUGGGAAGAAUUCCGCCUGGGAUUGAAAAUCUCAUCAAUUUGGAGGUUAUAGCGGCAACAAAUAAUCGUUUAUCAGGUUCGGUUCCCAUUGUUGUUGGGAAGCUUCAGAAGCUAAAGAUAUUUUAUGCUGAUAAUAAUCAUUUUCUUUCUGGAGCCAUUCCCCCUUCUCUAGGAAAUUUAACAAUGUUAACGGGACUUACUUUAAAAGGUAACAAUUUUCAGGGCAACAUUCCUUCAAGUCUAGGAAAUUGCAAAAAUUUGGUUGUGUUGGAUCUUGCCGAUAACAAUCUUAGUGGUUCAAUACCACCUGAAGUAAUUGGACUCUCAUCCCUGUCCAUUACAUUGGACUUAUCAUUGAACUAUUUAACGGGUGUGCUUCCUGUUGAAUUAGAAAAUCUGAAAAAUCUAGGUGAAUUGUCUGUUUCACAAAACAGGUUAUCGGGUUUGCUUCCAGACAAUCUUGGUAGCUGUGUAAGACUAGAGAACCUAUUUUUGGAUGGAAAUUUGUUCCAAGGGUCCAUUCCUUCAUCUUUGAGUUCAUUGAGAGGUCUUGUGGAAUUAGACUUAUCUAACAAUAAUCUUUCCGGUGAGAUCCCCGAAUUUCUUGUGAGCUUUGGGUCAUUACAGUAUUUAAAUCUAUCUUUCAAUGAUUUCAAGGGUAUGAUACCUGUUGAAGGAGUCUUUAAGAAUGCAAAUGCUACAUUCGUUGAGGGAAACAGUAAGCUUUGUGGAGGCAUCCCUGAGUUACACUUGUCCAUAUGUAACUCGAAAACAUCCAUCACCAAAAGAUCAAACACUUCUCUUAAAUUAAAAAUUGCGAUUGUUUUUGUGAUUUUAGGAGUGACUUUGGUGUUCUCUUUUCUCCUCAUGCUGUGGUUUAGAAAGAAGAAAGAGCAGCCAGUAGCAACAUUUGCAGAAAAUUCACUUUUACGGUUAUCAUACCAAAGAAUCCUAAGGGCAACUAAUGGAUUCUCAUUACAAAAUUUGGUUGGUUCAGGUGGCUUCGGUUCUGUAUACAAAGGAAUUCUGGAAGAGACCGGAGUUGUUAUUGCUGUUAAGGUGCUUAAUCUUCUGAAUCCUGGAGCUUCCAGGAGUUUCUUGGCUGAAUGUGAGGCCUUGAAGAACAUUAGACACCGGAAUCUUGUCAAGGUAUUAACAGCAAUAUCAGGCGUCGAUUAUCAAGGCAACGGUUUUAAAGCAUUGGUUUAUGAGUUCAUGGUAAAUGGAAGCUUGGAGGAUUGGUUGCAUCCAUCUGUUGGCAUGAAUGAACAGGAGAAAAUGAGAAACCUGAAUUUCUUCCAAAGAGUAAAUGUGGUCAUAGAUGUUGCUCAUGCACUAGAGUAUCUGCACCAUCAUUGCGAAACACCAAUUAUUCAUUGUGACAUCAAGCCAAGCAAUAUUCUCUUUGAUGAUGAAAUGGUUGGCCAUAUAAGUGACUUUGGCUUAGCAAAAAUCCUUUCUGGAGACAGGCUUAACUAUUCUACUACUCAGUCAAGUUCCCUUAGAUUAAGAGGAACUAUUGGCUACGCUCCACCAGAAUAUGGCAUGGGAAGCGAGUUGUCAACAAAAGGUGAUGUAUAUAGCUACGGCAUCCUCUUGCUACAAAUAUUUACAGGGAAAAGGCCGUCAGAUGAAAUGUUCAAAGAAGGUUUUAGCCUUCACAAUUUUGCUAAGGCAGCUUUGCCAGAACGAGUGAUUGAGAUUAUAGAUCCCAUUCUUCUUCAAGAGAGCAAUGGAAACAGCCUGGGAAAUGACAGACAUUGUCAAUGCUUGAAUUCAAUAUUUGAAAUAGGAGUCACUUGUUCCGCUGAAUCACCAAGCGAGCGGAUAGACAUGAGUGAUGUUGUUACCAGGCUUUCUUCUAUUAGAGACAAACUUCGUCCAGCUCGCUUACCUCGUGAAGGCCAAACUUUAUAUGCUGCUUAA